GCGCCGCAGAGGGUAAACGCGUUGGUCGAGUUGCACCACAGAAGAAAAUGGCCACCAUCUGUCAUUGCGCUGACGGCUAAGGACUCGUUGUAAUUGUAAAGGAAGGACAUUGCAAAUUGGUUUUUCAAAUCGUGUUUUAUCGUGUUGAGUAGCCUUCUGAGUAUUCGUCGACAUCUUCCAACAACAAUACAUAGUUGUAGAAAAUCGUGUAAUGCUCGCGUGAGUUUCGUGGUACGCGCGGGGCUGAUAUGUUACAUUGCUGCUAGCCACCCAUUUUUUUCUCGUUCCCUCUCUCUUGCGCUCACUGCAGUUAAAGAGAAAAACACGAGCAUUUAAAUGUGAUAGUGUACCUAAUAUGUGUGUAGUGUAGAGAAAGCAUAAACAGCACAGCUUCUGUACGUGCACGAGUGGGAAAAUAGAGACGGCGACAUUUAGUGAAUCAGAAAUUAAAAAACAUCCGAGUUUGGCAUUAGAAUCAUCAGCGUUUUGCGUCCUACAUUGGAAAUAUCUGCGAAAAGAAGCCGGAGGGUACCAGAAACACGAAGCCGAGGAGAGGACGAGGCCAGAAAACAAAGAAGUGCUCGUCGUGUAACGCAGCAAACAUCAUGGGCUCCAGCCAACAAUUCUCCCUUAGGUGGAACAAUUACCUCAAGCACAUCACCUCCGCGUUCGACACCCUCAGGACUGAUGAAGAUCUCGUGGACGUGACAUUGAGCUGCGAGGGGAAAAGAAUCCGGGCCCACAAAAUGCUUCUGUCAGCGUGUAGCACAUAUUUUCGAGACUUAUUCAAGGAAAACCCCUGCCAGCAUCCCGUAAUCAUAUUUAGGAAUGUCAAGUUUGAUGAUUUGGCUGCUUUGGUUGAUUUUAUUUAUCAAGGUGAAGUUAAUGUUGUGCAAGAACAAUUGGAUAGUUUUAUGACAACAGCUGAACUGUUGGCUGUACAAGGUCUUACGGAUGGUUCCAGGAAAGAUGACUGUUUGAUGGAGGAGGAUAUUGAAGUUCCCAGUGAACCAGAAGUACAAUUAAGAAAUAUGUCUGGUAGAAUAAUGACAAAUGAUAGGGUAAGAAAAUCACCAGGUUCGCCGUUGCCAUAUUAUAAUACAGAUUCUCAGAAAGCCGAAUUACCACCAAACAAGAGAAGAAGGUGUAAAGAAAAUUCAAAUGCACAUUCAGAAAGAAACAGGCACAUUUCUUCACCCAAGGAUUCUGACAAAUCUGAUGGUCAAGUAGCUGAUCCAGUUGAAAUAAUUCCUCUGAUGCCGAAUUUAAAAUUGGAAAUGCCGGAGUAUUUGGAACAAGACGGAAGCAGUUGUAGUUACGAAGAGCAAAGUACGGGCGACAAUUCAAAAAUGUUGGAUGACAAUCCGGAAUUGAUAGACAGCGAUCACAAGCCAGAAAUCACGCAGACCUUUUAUUCCAAUCAAUCGACGGACAAUUUGGAUGCGACUAAAUCAUCUGACUUAGGGUAUUUACUUUCUAAACCUGGAACGAGUUCAGGUGACAGGAUAUCUCACGAAUCACUCCAAGAUUCUCGUACAGUGGUCAUCGAACAACCGUCGCAUUCUUGCAAACUCUGCGGUAAAACGUUCUGGAACCGAGAUUCCAUGUAUAAGCACAUGAACAUGCACAAGGGCACGACCCAGUGCCCGGUGUGCCACAAAGUCCUAAGCCGCACGACGCACAUGAAGCGCCACCUGAAAAACCGCCACGGCUGGCUCGGCGUGGGAUCAACGCAGGACGCUGCCUCCGUCGUUGCCAACUCCAACUCGCGGUCCAACGCCACCUCCUCCACCACCACCACCAACACCAACACCACCUCCUCGUCCUCAGCAGCUAGGGGUAGCCGUGGCGCCGGCACGUCGUCCCCCAAUGGCGCAGCCGAUUCCGGGACCCCGACCUUCACGACCAUACGCAUCAGGGAGAGCAGCGUCGAGAGAAUCACUUCUAGUCCCCUCCCUUAGUCCAGCGGUCGGGGGGUGCCGCAGCGAACAGUUCCACCGAGACGAUCACGACGACGCCCACGACGACGAAGACGAGAGGGAGCUAUCAAGAGAUGAGAGCCAAGAGUUGUGCACGCGUAUGCGACGCGUGAUUAAAGAAAGAGAAAAAACAAAAUUAAAAUUAUUACAAUUAACUAACUAAAUUCAAACCAAAACAGACACAACAUAUACUACCUGUCUUUGAAAAGGAUUCGCGCCCUAGUCAUUUAUACACAAAGUCUAUAUAUAUACAUUAUAUUUGUUUUUUGCGCGUGAUUGUGCGGGUGGGCUUGAGGUAACGCACCCUCGCGAUGCGUGUACAUAAAUAUACUAAAUAAUGGGCGUGCAUGGUGAUAAAUAUAUAAAUAUAAAUACUGGUGUACGUGGAUGUGGUACAUAAAUGUAUACAAACAGACGUGUACGUAAUUUGAUAUUUAACCGGCGAGAUGUAAAUCUAUGUAUGUACGUGUACGUGUGAGAUCCACGAUAUGUAAAGUCACUGCACGUGUCGAAUUUUAUUCUUACGUGACACGUCGAGUGUUUACGAGAAAAGUAGUUUUCCUCGUCAUUUGAAUUGUAUUUCGAUUUUCAUUGACGAUCUGAUGUGUUAGUCGUGUAUUGUUUUAUUUUCAUUUAUUUAGACAACAUUUCCGUCGGUGUCUCGAGUUGACGUGAACUUUGCGCACCAGAGUGCUCGAACUUACUAAUACGUAGUAAUAAUUACCACACACACACGCUGCAAAAGCUCAUCUUGCAACCAAAGAUAAUCAGAUAGGCGAAUAACGUGGAAAAUAAAUGAUAUUAUCUAGUCAAAGCUAUUAAUUUUUCCAGUACUUAACUAGCAUAUACAUGUUUCAAGAGGAAUGUGCAUUUUCUCAGUGGCCGUGUAUCAUCGUCGUGUAAAUUUUGUUACUGCGUUAGCAAGUACAAGCUGCUUUUGUAUUUUUGUUUUGUUUUUUGUCUUUUUUCUUCAAAUAAGUAUCGAUACAAUUUUUACUUUUAACUUUACUAAAAAGCGUGGGGGCUUAUUUUAUCAAAUUCGUAAUAGAUGUGACUGUAAACACGAUGUACGAGCGAAAAUAUUUAUUUUAAUAUACCCUUUCCUAAUUAAAAAAAAACUCGAUUGAGUUUAGUACCACAGUCGUAGGUAUAAUAUAAAUGAGCCCUCAUUGCCGAACGGUCGCUAGAAUGCCAUACUAGUCUUGCAAGUAAUGUGAGGUUAUGUGCACCAAGUAAUAUUUUCGUGUGAUCUCUGGUCUGAAUGUGAUUGUGAGAAAAAAAGGAAGAGAAAUAAGUUGAAGAAAAUUCUCAUCCUAAAACUCGAAAAUAUCCUUAGAAUAAACGAUCCGUUGUAUAUUAUAUAUGUAUUCUCGAUGUAUGUUUGUAAUUUUUUUUUUUUUCUUCAUGAUAUAA
Messenger RNA from Copidosoma floridanum, 3392 nucleotides. RefSeq lists its product as uncharacterized. Gene Ontology annotation, biological process: regulation of transcription by RNA polymerase II. The record is from RefSeq and is a predicted model, not a curated record. Gene Ontology annotation, cellular component: nucleus. NCBI's taxonomy places the organism in Eukaryota, Metazoa, Arthropoda, Insecta, Hymenoptera, Encyrtidae. Gene Ontology annotation, molecular function: DNA binding; protein binding.